Molecule: messenger RNA, 2350 nt
Organism: Scylla paramamosain (green mud crab)
Lineage: Eukaryota; Metazoa; Arthropoda; Malacostraca; Decapoda; Portunidae
Product: arylsulfatase H-like
Exons: 11
Coding region: 138-1916 (592 amino acids)
Molecular function (GO): arylsulfatase activity
Source: RefSeq, a predicted model, not a curated record
AAUAUCCACUACUCAGUAAAAGUUGUAGCCGCUACAAACUGGUAACUUUCAGCGACCUAUCAAUGUUUGUUACCCAGCAGCCUGCCUGAUGUUUAGUCAGUCCGCAAGAAAGUUUGGUAGCCAGAGGUAGAGGCACAAUGACGAGAGUGCUUGCCUGGAUAUGGCUGGUGUGUGCAGCGGCUUUGAGCGUGGCGGGAACAGAGAGGAAGCCCAACGUGUUGAUGUUUCUGGCAGAUGAUUUAGGGAUAGGUGACAUUGGCUGCUACGGCAACACUACCAUCAGGACACCUAACAUUGACAGAUUGGCCUCAGAAGGGGUGCGUCUCACGCACCACCUGGCAGCUUCAGCCAUGUGCACCCCUAGUCGCGCCGCUCUGCUCACAGGCCGCUACCCAGUUCGAUACGGUCUGGAGGAGGGGCCAGAAGGCUAUCUUCUACCAGUAAUAUUACACAUAACCAGCCAGAGCGGACUUCCUGCGGACGAGACUACCAUCGCUUCGGCGCUCACCGCUGCCAAUUACACUACUGGUCUCGUGGGAAAGUGGCACCUGGGAAUGAACUGCACACUCUUUGGCCGCUCGUGCCCAGGUCCGCUCAAUUAUGGUUUCCAGUCCUUUUACGGCAUACCUGUCACCCUUUUCCAGGAGUUCAGGGGUUCUCACGUCUUCUGGAAGUUCCCAUUGCAUGACCGAAGGUUCCAGGGUCUGGCCAUGGCAUGGAUGACUGCAGUGGUCAGCCUCUUCCUUGCAAGUCGCAGGAAGGUCCUGGGCUACUGCACUGGUGUCCUCCUACUGCUGGCGACACACUUGAUUCUCGGGGUCUUUUGGUUCAUUUUCGCCCAUAGCAGCAUGAAUUCUGACUGUAGAUGGGGUGUGUCGGCGUGGCUUUUCCGUUACGCCAAUUCACGCCUCUUCCGGGGUGACCAGGUGGUAGAAGCACCAAUACAGCUGGACGGACUCUCCCAACGGCUAGUUGAAGAAUCUCGUCGCUUUCUGGAGGCUCACGCUUAUGACAAGACACCUUUCUUUCUGAUGCACUCCUUCGGUCAUGUCCACACGCCCAUGUUCUCCGCACCUCAUAUGGCAGGCAGAAGCAAGCAUGGCAGGUAUGGAGACAAUGUGGAGGAAAUGGACGAGAGUGUGGGAAAGGUCUUGGCCACUCUGGCUGAGUUAGGUCUGGAAGACAACACCAUAGUUUAUUUCACAUCAGACCAGGGAGGCCACCUUGAGGCCGUGGAGGACAACGGAGAGCGAAUUGGAGGACACAACGGGCGCUUCAAAGGUGGCAAGCGGCAGGGUGGGUCGGAGGGUGGCAUCCGAGUGCCGGGAAUAUUCAGGUGGCCAGGCCAUAUCCCCAGUGGGGUGACUCUUGACACGCCCACGUCCCUUAUGGAUCUGCUGCCCACCCUACUCUCCCUGGCUGGCCUUCCUCAACUCCACACUCUUGUGCCUCGAGCCAUGGGCAAGGAACUGGAUGGUGAAGACAUUUCUGAAGUGUUACUGAAGGGAGCCAAGGGGGCCAGGACACCGAGGCUGUUCCUUCACCACUGUGGAAUGUCCUUACAUGCUGUAAGGAUGGACACAGGUGACCAUGUUUACAAGAUGCAUCUGGCCAAACCUAAGUGGUGGAAGGGCAGCACCCAAUGUGGCUGGCAUCACACAACAGCAUGUGACUGCCAUGGUGCAAACGUCACAGACUUGUCCUCUCAACCUGAAUUGUAUGAUCUGCUCUCUGAUCCUUACGAGGACUACCCGCCAAUCAGCCCAGACUCAUCAGAGUACAAGUCAGUGGUGCAUGAUUUGAAGGACUACGUAAAACAGUGGAGAAAGGGAGUGACUCUGCCACCCUCGCAACUCUCCACCAUGGCCAAUGGUCUCUGGAAACCCUUCUACCAGCCGCAUUGCCUCACAUGCUGAAAACAGAGACCACCAGAGCCAUGUACACCUGGCACCCACAUUAUAGCAUGUAACAAUAGAAUACUAUCCUCUACUUAUGUAUGUGGAUCAUUUCCACCAAAAUCUGUUCAUGAUUGCAGUGCUGGAAAUGUAAGAUAUUUUCCCAUAAGUAGGUCUCCAGAUUCUGGAAUUCAAGACAGUGUUGUCUACAGUUUUUCAGCAAUGUUCUUUUUUUUUCUAGUUAAUCAGUUGCAAAGAAAACAUUGCUAUAUGAUGUUGUAACAAUAUUGCAAUCUAAAGAUGAAAAUUACCUAAAAUGUUUUGAUUGGAUGUCUUGUCCACAAAUAUAAUAUAGUGCUUGACUUCUGUUAUUUCUAAUGGACUACAGCAAAUUCUUACAUUCAAAGAACAAUCAUAUUUAUUUCUGUUAAAAUAAAUUAAUAAAAAAAAAUAAA